AUGGUCGCCAUUCGCCUCCCACGCCCAACAGGCGUCUACGUCCCCAACUCCCCCCGGAGCGUCACCUCCGACAUGAUCUCCUCGCCGCUCUCCGCCGACUUCAACUUCGACUCCGAGACCCUCACGCCAUCCAUCAUCCCUGCCCUCGAGUACAUCUCCUACAAGCUCCAGCAGAAGCACAUGCACGUCACGCUCCUCGUCGGCCGCGGGAAGCCCUACCCCACCGGCCAGCCCUCCGACCUGAUCGUCAUCCCCUCAACCACUCUCGAACCCUCCGUAUCCCGCACCCUCACCCGCACCAUCGCAAAGGCCGCCGCCCGAUUCUCGCUCGGCCAGAGCUGGUCCGACGCACUCGCCCGCUCGCACCACGAGCGCCACGCAAACGAAUACCUGAUCGAGCGAUCCAUCCUGCAGAACGAAGUCGUCUUCUCGCGCGAGGGCCUGACCCUCCUCAACGUCGACCGCAUCUACACCUUCAAGCGCCGCCUCUGCAUCCUAUCCACAUCCACAUCCACCUCACCCUCCAAAUCCAAGCCCGCCGCCUCUCCAGAAUCCUACAUCAACUCCUGCGUGCGCCUUCUCCACCGCACAAUCGAGGACUUCAACGGCCGGCCUUUCAGCAAGGCCUUCUUCCACCGCGUCUACGAGCAGCUCGAUGUCAGCGACGAGCUCCUCUCGCAGGUCGCAGACAUAUACAGAAAGCAGUAUAGCCAGGACGGGAUUGUCAUUCCUCCCCCGCCAAAACCUGCUGUUGUUGUCGUUGAGAAGAAGAAGGUCCCUGUUCGGCCUGUUCGGCCUGUUCGCGUUCGAAAGGCUUCGACGGCCGCGCAGAAGGGACUUUCGCCUGCUGGGACGCUGGGCAAGAGGGGCCCUAAGACGCCGCUUUCUGCGUCGGAUGUCACGCCCAUCACGCGCAACGAGUGGAAUUUGCUCUUUGGGCCGGGGUUCAAGAAGAGUCAGCCUACUGUUACCAAGUGGACGCCUUCGCCGACUGUGCUUGCCGCUGCUUGUGGGUGA
Aspergillus mulundensis is the source of this 1017-nucleotide messenger RNA. RefSeq lists its product as uncharacterized. The coding region runs from base 1 to 1017 and encodes 338 amino acids. The transcript has a single exon. The record is from RefSeq and is a predicted model, not a curated record. NCBI's taxonomy places the organism in Eukaryota, Fungi, Ascomycota, Eurotiomycetes, Eurotiales, Aspergillaceae.